CCAACCAUUCCUUUGCAGAAAACCCAAUUCACUCUCCAUUCCCUUUUCACUUAACCUUAUUUAUCUCAUCCCCAUUACUACUUUCUUCUUCUCCUUCUCCUUCUUCUUAUAUUUCUCUCUCUUAUCUUUUCCUUUUUAAUUUACUUAUCUCACUGCCAGCUCUCUCUUUUCUGAUUUUUCUUUCAACCCUAUUACCUAUUCUAUUGAAGAAUCCUAUCUACCUUUCUUCCUCCACCUCCCGAUCUUCUCAGCUUCUUCUUUAACAAUCAUGCAAAUCAUAACCCACUCAUGAUAUAAUCACUACUACUCCUACUUGAUCAUCCCUGCUAUCUACUUUUUCUUUUUCUCUUUUCCCUUUUCCCUUUACCAAUUAACUCACUCGGAGGCCUUUGCCUCAUCCUCAUCAUGUUCUCAACUUCCAACGCUCUCACUACGACAGCUACUCCUUUGCCUGAUCUCUCCUUGCAGAUCUGCCCGCCCUCGCUCUCUGAUUCUGAUGCCAAGCAAAUGGGUUUUGAUGGGUUUAAUACGAAACCCCUCAGCAGCAGCGACAGGAGCUCCACCACAGCCGAUUCCGCCAGCAGCGGCAGCGAUUUAAGCCAAGAAAAUGGCUUCUUUAACCCAGACAGUAGCUGUUACAAACUCCACCACGGUGAGCCCUCAUUGAGUUUAGGGUUUGAAAUGGCUCCACAGCAAGUGCAACUGCCAAGACCCAAUAAUCAUCACCACCACCAGUAUCAGCCUCAAAUCUACGCCCGUGAUUUCAAGAGAAAUGCAAGAAUGGUUGGUGGAGCGAAACGAAGCAUCAGAGCUCCAAGGAUGAGAUGGACCACCACUCUCCAUGCCCAUUUUGUUCACGCAGUGCAGCUUCUUGGGGGUCAUGAAAGGGCAACGCCAAAAUCAGUGUUAGAGUUGAUGAAUGUGAAGGAUCUAACCCUAGCUCACGUGAAGAGUCACUUGCAGAUGUAUAGAACAGUGAAGAGCACUGACAAAGGAUCAGGUCAAGGGCAGGGUUUGAACCAGAGAACAGGGAUUGUUGAUGUGGAUGGAGGCGUCUCUUGCGGAGCAGCUCAUCAUAUCAACCCACCACCAACAUCACCAAUACCUACUCCACAAAAAACCCAAAGAACUUCGUGGUCAUCAUCAGAGGAGACAAAUGAUCGCAGGUGCAUAUCUACCCAAGUAAAUGCUUGGACGCAUUCUCAUUUGAAGGUCGACCGAGACGAGGCAGUCCUGGUUUUAUCCGAUAGUAUGAAGGAUAUACGGGAACAUCGUAGCAGCUCUUUUCCCCCAUCAAAUAUGUCUGUUAACUUAGAGUUCACCCUGGGAUCACCAAGUUUGCAAAUGGAUAACCUCUAAUCACCUAACCCUUCUCAACUCUUCAAUCACCAUUAAUUAACAUAAUAUUUCCUGCUCCUCAGUCUUGUUUUCUUUUUUUUUUUUCCCUGGGAGGGGGAGGAGGGGGUUGAAAACCUGGAGAAAAUUAAUUAAUGUCUAACUAGUUGAACUUUUGAAUUUUGGGUUAUGAAAUUAGAAAGAAGAGAGAGCGAAUGGUGCAUGCAGGCUACGGUUGUGAAUGAAAAUUAAAAAGAAUAUAUAUGCUUGCUUCAUGUUCAUUAUAUAAUUUUCCUGGUGCAUGGAACUGAUAUGCAAUAUUAUGCAUAUCAUAUGUGAUACUUUUUGUGGAGUGGAUUUAUAUGUAUAUAUGGUCCUGAGUCUGUGUUUUUGAGGUGUAUGUAUGUGUGUAUAUAAGUAAUGAACAGGUGGGUCUAUGGUUGGAGCAUGUGAAAUUUGUGUGAUAUCAUUUUCACCUUGCCUUUCAAAUUGAGCUGGUAUAUUGUCUUCU
Carica papaya (papaya) is the source of this 1846-nucleotide messenger RNA. It is a transcript of the gene ATS, whose product is annotated as Homeodomain-like superfamily protein. Gene Ontology annotation, biological process: abaxial cell fate specification; regulation of DNA-templated transcription. Gene Ontology annotation, molecular function: transcription cis-regulatory region binding. Lineage: Eukaryota; Viridiplantae; Streptophyta; Magnoliopsida; Brassicales; Caricaceae. The record is from RefSeq and is a predicted model, not a curated record. Gene Ontology annotation, cellular component: nucleus.